CAUUUAAAUCCAUUUAGUUCUCUUCUUUUUUUUUAUUCAUUAUUUUAAGCAAAACAAAAUUUAAAAAAAUGAAUUUUGUAUCUUAUAAUGAUAAUUGUACUAUAUACAUUGCAUAUAAUCAAAGUGAAUUAGUUUAUACACCACCAAUUUAUAUAUUUUUAGUUGUUCUAAGUCCUAUCGCAUUAAUUAUUAGUUGUUUAUCAUUAACUGUAUUAACACGACCACAAGCAAUACGUUUAGGUUCAAUGCGUAUUAAUUUAAUUACAUUAACAAUAUUUGAAGUAUUAUUAAAUUCUAUGAUAUUUUUAAUAUCAUUAUUUUAUACAACAAAUUUUCCAAAUGAUGAACAAAAUUUAUAUAAAACAAUUGUACAUAUUACAUGUUUUAUAUUAAUUGGUGGUGCAUUAUGUUCAAGAAAUUGGACUAUUACAUUAAUUUCAUUAGCACGUUGUGUAGCUAUAACAAAACCAAUGAUAUCACGUAAAACAUAUUCACAUUUAUUUCAACCAAAAUGGAUGGCUAUAUUUACUAUUAGUUGUAUUUUAACAGGAUUUAUAUUAAGUGCAUUAAGAUUAUUUGAAAUGCAUAUUGAUAUUUGUUUAAAUCAAAAUAAUAAAAUUAUAUUAAUACCAAGUUCAGAAUGGCGUAUUGUAAAAGAUUUAUUUUUUACAUUUCAAUCAGCUAUACCAAUAUUGAUUGUAGUAUUGACAACGGUAAUAAUGUUGAUUGCAUUAUUUCGUCAUAAAUUACCAAAUUUAAAUCAUCAUCAUGUAUCAGAUAGAAUGACAAGACGUUUGGAAACAAAUAAUAAUAAUAAGACUGAGCACAAUAGUAUUAUUAAUACUAAUAAUACUGCGAAUAAUAAUAAUAUUGUAAGUAUUAAUCGUAGUUAUUCAUGUGCAACAAAACAUGAUUAUACACAUACAAGACAGCAACAAAUUUUAUUAGAAUAUAAAUUAAAUGAACGCCGAUUACAUAAUCAGGCUAGAGCUACACGUAUGAUUACAUUAUUAACAGUUAUCUUUAUAUUAUUUGAAGCACCAGUAUUUUUUUGUGUAACAUUUGAAUAUAAAUUUGAUCGUGUACAAUUUGAUUUAGUAACAAAUGCAUUAAAAAGUUUAGUUGUUUUAGAUUCAUGUGCUAAUGUGAUUAUUUAUUUAAUAAUGAGUAGACGUUUUCGUCAAGAAUCUGUAAGAUUAUGGAGAUAUGCAAGAAGACAAACAAGACAAGUGUUAACUAAUCAAUCAGAGGUGAUAUUUUAAAUUUUUAAAAAAAACAAACAACAAUCAUGAUUCUAUAUUUUGUUUCUUGACUAUCAAUUAAAUUAGGAAUUCAAUAAAGAUAAUUGUAAAUAUAUACAUAUAUAUGUAUUGUACAAUAGAAAUCAGUCAAACAUUCAAAUGAUGAUGAUGAUGUUGAUAUAAAAUAUACUUACAUUCAUAUACCUUUUUGUUUAUUGUUGCUGAUUAAUAAACAAUGGAAUAAUAUGAAUGGAAUUAUACAUUUUAUUUUGGUAUAUCAUUAAAUGUAACUUUCAAUGAUUAGAGAAUAUAAUAAAGCAAGUGAGCAACUUACAGUGAAUAGAUAACUUUUUUUAAAGAAAGGCUUGAAAUAUGUAACAAAUAUAAUGAUUUUGCCACGGCCUUUGAAUGACGAUGACAACAGUGUUAUAACGUCCCUUUGGGCCUUCCCACACUACGUUGGAACUUCGGCCUGGAUCAUUAUUAAAUAAUACUAUUGGAUUCAAUCUUUCUCAUUACGCUGUUGGUGUCACCACGUGCAGAGGAAUCUUCAUAAAUCAAGUGAACUCAUUUGUGGUUGUUAUCUCAGAGAUCAGCUUACAAUUAUACAGCUAUGAACGAACUGGGCAAACAUCAAACAAAAUUAAUUCAAUAAAUCCAGUAAACAAUGUUGUAAAGCCAUUUUAAUGUAUCAUUGACAAUAACGAAGAAUUGAAUAGUUCACAUACUAAUCAUUCGAUUUUGCUGAACC
Molecule: messenger RNA, 1992 nt
Organism: Schistosoma haematobium
Lineage: Eukaryota; Metazoa; Platyhelminthes; Trematoda; Strigeidida; Schistosomatidae
Exons: 3
Coding region: 69-1262 (397 amino acids)
Cellular component (GO): membrane
Source: RefSeq, a predicted model, not a curated record